AAUUACAAAUGAACUUAAUGAAAGUGAAGAUUAUUUAAUAUAUAAAGAAGAGAAUAAUAAUAUUUUGAAAGAACUAUUUAUUGUUUUAAUAGAUAAUUUAAAAGAAGGUCAAGAAAAUUCUUAA
This is a messenger RNA of Dentiscutata heterogama, 124 nucleotides long. Lineage: Eukaryota; Fungi; Glomeromycota; Glomeromycetes; Diversisporales; Gigasporaceae. The record is from the annotation of a GenBank genome assembly.